This is a messenger RNA of Gopherus evgoodei (Goodes thornscrub tortoise), 1991 nucleotides long. RefSeq names its product putative Polycomb group protein ASXL1. Bases 48 to 1895 code for a protein of 615 amino acids. NCBI's taxonomy places the organism in Eukaryota, Metazoa, Chordata, Testudines, Testudinidae. Gene Ontology annotation, cellular component: PR-DUB complex. The transcript is spliced from 13 exons. Gene Ontology annotation, molecular function: chromatin binding; peroxisome proliferator activated receptor binding. Gene Ontology annotation, biological process: positive regulation of transcription by RNA polymerase II; animal organ morphogenesis. The record is from RefSeq and is a predicted model, not a curated record.
GUGCCCCGGCCCCCGACACCUCCCCCCCACCCCGGAGCAGGAGGAAGAUGAAGGAGAUGAAGCAGCGGAGGAAGAAGGAGCGCACGUGGGCUGAGGCCGCCCGCCUGGUGCUGGAAAACUACUCUGAUGCUCCUAUGACCCCCAAACAGAUUCUGCAGGUCAUCGAGGCUGAGGGACUGAAGGAAAUGAGAAGUGGCACCUCUCCCCUGGCCUGCCUCAAUGCCAUGCUGCAUUCCAAUUCAAGGGGAGGUGAUGGACUCUUCUACAAAUUGCCUGGACGUAUCAGCCUUUUCACACUCAAGAAGGAUGCUUUGCAGUGGUCUCGGAACCUAUCUGUGGCAGAAGGAGAGGAGCUGGAUGAUGCAAUAGAUGCAGAAAGCUGUGGGUCCAAUGAAGCCAGCACUGUGAGUGGUGAUAAUGAUGUAUCUCUUGAUGAAACCUCUUCUAACGCCUCCUGUUCCACUGAAUCUCAGAGUAAGAGUCUCUCCACUUCCAGAGAGAGCUGCAGAUCCGCCUCACAGACAAGCAAACAAAAGAAAAAGACUGGUGUGAUGUUGCCCCGAGUUGUCCUGACUCCACUGAAAGUAAAUGGGGCACAUAUGGAGUCAGCCUCAGGUUUCACAGGAAGGCAUGCUGAUGGAGAGAGCAGCAGCACUUCCAGCAGCAGCAGCUCUUCUUUGGCCCUGUUGAAUGCCACCAUGCGCAGUAGGACAGAAAUCAUCAGGGAUCCUCCACAGCUGCUGAGAGGUAUCCGGAAGCCAGGAGCUGGGCAAAUGAAGCGAAACAGAGGUGAGGAUAUAGAUUUUGAGACACCUGGUUCCAUUCUUGUCAACACAAAUCUCCGAGCACUGAUAAACUCCAGAACCUUCAAUAUAUUCCCCCCACACUUCCAACAGCAGCUCCUCUUCCUCCUGCCAGAAGUUGACAGACAGAUGGGGGCAGAUGGGCUGAUGCGUCUCAGUGGCAGUGCUCUCAAUAACGAGUUCUUCACCCAUGCUGCUCAGAGCUGGAGAGAGCGACUGGCUGAUGGUGAAUUUACUCAUGAGAUGCAGGUUAGAAUACGACAGGAAAUGGAGAAAGAGAAGAGGGUGGAGCAGUGGAAAGAGAAGUUCUUUGAAGACUACUAUGGACAGAAGUUGGGAUUGACUAGAGAAGAAUCACAGCAGCAGAAUUCAGUGCAAGAAGAUGCUGAGAACAGGACUGGGUUGUCUGUUCAGGGAGAAGCAGCAAAGCCACAGCAUGGUCCUUCCACACGUCAGCGAGAUGGACACUUCAAGAAACGCUCUCGGCCAGAUCUGCGAUGCAGAGCAAGGAGGAGCCUAUAUAAAAUACGCGAGCCUGACCAGACUGAGACUCCCAAAGAGACCGCGUCUGUGGGGCCAGAUUCCUCCUUCCAUAAAGAGACUAAAGCUGAGGUGGAUUUGGGAGGAGAAGAUCUGAGAGGCUCUUCGUCUGCAUCAUUGAAGCCAGAGAGUUCAGAACUGCGGUUUUCUCCAGAGGCUUCCAGACUGCACAGUAAAAUGGAAGAUCUGUCAUUUGCAGCUACAUCUGUAAACAGAAUUCCCAGUUUGCCUCAAGAAAACUUAGAUCGGGAGUCAAAGGACCAGAAAAGGAAAUGCUUUGAGGAGGCUGCCUCUACCUCCUUCCCCGAAAAGAAGCCCCGGCUUGAAGACCGUCAGUCCUUUCGUAACACAAUUGAAAGUGUUCACCCAGAAAAGCCACAGCCUACCAAAGAGGAACCAAAAGUCCCACCCAUCCGGAUUCAACUUUCACGUAUCAAACCACCCUGGGUGGUUAAGGGUCAGCCCGCUUACCAGAUUAUGCCCCAGGAUCAUCCCCAACACAGAAUUCUCUGGUCGGGGCAGAACUGGUGCCAGAACACUCGCAGACAUUAAAGCUCGUGCUCUGCAAGCCCGAGCCCAGCGAGAGGCCGCUACAGCUGCCAUUGGAGGUGGGGGUGGGCCAGGAGGAGGAGGGAACAGCACUGAUAA